UUUCUUGCGUAGGACUGAACGCUGACUCCCAAUAUUGCUGGUUCGAAAAUUACAAAGAAUACGGUAAUAUACAAAAUAAUAAGGUUUUACGGCAUUCUGUGCAAUUGAAGAAAUGAAAAAUUGCAAUUUCUUAACCUUGAUUAUCUUACAGUUCUGAGAAAUAUCAGUGUGUUAAAAUACCUAUUCGACAUAUCUUAACACCCAUUUUGCUAGUUAAUUACCGUAAUCAAGUGACUAUGUCCAGUGUAUAUCAACAAAACUGGGAUUACCGUUUUGUUGAUGCCAAAUAAGAAUGAUUAAGUCCGUAGUCACAGCACUUGAGAUCUCCAAUAGCCUACUAGUAUACUUUCUGAAUAAACUCAUUGAUAACCUAUUUCCUAUGGUGUGAUUUACUGUAACUUCAUAGUGCUUGAAAAAUAAAACACUGAUAUACAUGGUUUUGCAACAAGGUACAGCUUUCUCUGGCAUACAGGAUUCAUCGUUUGCAAAAAUCCUUUCUCGUGAUACUCGCUGAUACCUGGUGAACUAGUUUACAAGACUGCAAUCCAACAAGGAUAGUUAAAGGAUAUCAGGGAUACGUAUUUUAUGCCGAUUAACGACCAGUUGGAAUACGUCUGUAAUAUGUUACGUGAAGACAAAAAUUUUUCAAAUGGCUUACAUAUGAUUGGUAUAUCACAAGGUGGAUUGUUUGUUCGGACUUUAGUUCAGAAAUGUCCUCAGCAAGGAGUAUUCGGCAUACCAAAAUGUACAGAGUCAUUGGUUCAAGCACAAUACUGGCAUGAUCCUUUGAAAGAAGAUGUUUAUCGGCAGUAUUCACAAUUUUUGGCCGAUGCUAAUCAAGAAAAUCAAAUAAAUGAAAAUUAUCUAAAUAAUCUUAAAAAAAUAAAGCGUCUUGUAUUGGUGAAAUUUCUUAACGAUACAAUAGUAGUCCCACGAGAAUCAGAAUGGUUCGGGUUUUAUCAAGAUGGGUCGACGUCAAAUAUAACCAGACUACAAGACAGUCGUUUAUACACCGAAAACAGUCUGAGUAGGGACUGAAGCUCAGAGAUUUGAAUCACGACUUAUUGCUUGAAACACGAAUCCAUAACAGCUGUAAACACUUCACAGCACAUUAUUCGUGCUAAGUUUAAAACUCACAUUGUGAAACGUUUCUAAUAAUGAUAAUAAUCACUUUAUUUCUGACAAUACAGUAUGAAUUUCUCGAUGUGGUAUUUCAAAAAUUUACUCUUUUUAUAAUAUUUUCAAAUCGAAUAACCAUCACAGUUAAAUAUUGUUAACAAUAACAGUAUGAUAAAGAUGAAAGCACAACUACCAUUUUUUUCAGGUUUUCAUGUAGUUUGUGAGUACAUUCUUGUACGUUGGGGGUUGGUGACUAGAGAAGAACCCGUAAGUUUGGUGCUGGAGGUUGAUUCAGCCAGUAUGAAAAUAUGCAGUCUCAACUAACUAGUUCCGUAAUAGCUAUACGAUGUACUGAUGUGCACUCAGCAGCUCUUUGUCAUCUAUCAUAAUUUCUCGUAAUUUUGUUGUUAAGUUGUUUGACUAAAGGUUGAAGACAUUUUAAGGAUGUGAGAGAGUAUAUUUCACGACUUAUUGACAUUCAAAUGAUUGAAACAAGUGAACAAAGACCAAGUUGAUAAAAUAUAUUCGAUGCAAAAUUUUUGGUGAUCCAAAGUUCAAGCAGGCCAGCGUAACGUUGCGUGUCAGAAAUGAUGAAGAAUGCCUAUUAUAUGGCAAAUCCUGCAGGGACUUCAAUGCUGAAUAUUUAAGAGAAAACAUAUGGAGGAACCAUAUCACGUCUCAGGAAAACAUAACAUGACUUAUUACAUUGUUGCUAAUCCAUUUUUAUCUAUAUCAUUAGUCAAGUGGCCGUUUAGUUAACAUUUCUCCUAUUUGAUAAAGUCAGUGUUUCGGAAAAUUUAUCAAGAUUACAUAGAACCUAGGAGAUAUUUCCUUGCCAGAGGAGACGGUUAGGUAGCAUAUUCAUUUGAUUUUCUCCCAGUCAAACCUAUUCACUUACAAGUCCCAUAGUGAGUACUUUACAAUUUUGCUGGUUGAUUUCCAUUGGUUUGUUUGUAAGUUACAUUUUCUAUUCUAGUUUCUUCACCAUACGUAUCGCCCACUGAAAGUUUGAUUGACUGGAUAAGGUUUCAGACACAAUUUUAUGUCUAUAAUUACAUCACUUCGAUUGGUAUGACUGCAUACAUAAUACAAUUUCACUGUGAUAAACAAACUAAAAUGCAAACUAUACUUUCCGAUUUAUUCAAGUUUUACUGUCAUGUUAUUCCAUUUCCUGUUCAAAAAUACCAUGGAAUUCUUUCGUCUAGUUUAAUUACAAAAACCUUUUUAAUGAAUAACUUUGAAUAUUCUUAAAAUUACUGCCCUUAAAUUCCUUUUAUUUUAGGAUCGUUUAGGUCUUCAAACACUUGAAAAAAGAGGUGAUUUACACUUUAUUACAAAAGAUGGUGAUCAUUUACAUUUUGAUUUAGAGUGGUUUGCGGGAAAUAUUGUAAUUCCAUUCCUCAAGUGAUUUUUUUAAUGAUAAACCAAUAAACUUGUACUUUUUUCCUGAAUAAAUUUCAGACUAAAUAUCUUUUUCAGUGAUUGCUGACAGUGAUUAACCUGAUGAAUACUCAUUUUGAAUUGACUGUAUUUAACUUUUUACGUUUCGCUAACUCGUAAAACAUUUCAUAGAGCUGUGAGGAAAUUCAAUUUAUGAAAAUUUGUUACUGAAGAGAAAGUUUUCAAACUAAAGAGAAAUAAUACAUUUUAAUGAACGAUUACUGAACUGAUUUCCUUUAUUAGUUUAACUUUCAACAAUUUUGUCAUGAACAGUUAAAAUAAUCAUAAAUUUUAGUUAAUGUGGCUAGGAUAUUUGUCGUUCAUUUUACACCAAUGCACUCUCUGUCGUACCCAAACAUGACCGUGCUGUUCAGAGGUGCUACAGCUUCAAAUUCCACGCUAACUUGCCAGUUUGUACAGUGUUUGAGCAAAAACCGUUGUUAGUAAAUCAAAAGCAUCAAAAAUCACAGAGUGAAAGGUUUUCAGGUUUGAAGCAAACAAGAGCGCGAAACGUGUUAAUUACCACGUAUCAUUCGAAUUUUGUCGAAACCGCUUAAAAUAAGUGGUGUGAUAUUUAAACUAUAGUAUCCUUCAUGGUUACUUUUCCGGUAAACAUGACACAGAAGGUGACUGGAAAUAUGCUUACGAUUUUAGCGGAUGAACAACGACCCUUUAUUAGGGAAAAAAAACAAAAUGUUUGAACAACAUCACCCGAACAGUAUGGAAGUAAAAGAAGAACGUCGUUAGGGAAGUAGGUGUACCAAGUAGUUUUCCAUCUGUAUAUCAUUUCAGAGUGAAAGUGUAGAAACCAGAUUACUAUGAUAUAUUGGAUGAAUCAACAACCACAUCACUUUAUAAAAGAGAUAGUAAGCAGAAUACUGUGCUCUAUAAAAAAAAUCCUCUCAUUUUGGUCACUGAAAUAAUUCAUUAACUCUAUGCGUCUGAACAUUUUUCUUCCCAUUGGUGAAACGUUCAACAGAUAUAAAGUCGGUGGUAUACUGAAUGAAUACGUCCACUAAAAGGCGAUUAUAUAUAGGAUUCUCCACCGACAGGUCCUUAAUUUAUCCCAAAUGAAAUUCGCUCUGGUUUAAUGUUUGCCAACAGCAUUCUGAAUAGAACGGGACGAAGCAAAAAGUCCAAUCCCACGUCUUCUGUUUAACAAUAAAUUCCAAUAAUUCCAUGUUAAUUUCUUCGUUGCAAACUUCACGCAAUGAAACUGUAUUCUUCAUAGUAAGACGUUUGGAAAACAGUUCAUUUUUUAUAUUCAUUUCAAAAGUGAUAGAUAUGCAUGAUGAACCUAUCUGAUCAGCUAAUACUCACAUAUUCCUAUGCAGUGGGCAUUCGCUGAUAAUAAUAGAUGAUACAUAUCCUAAUUUUAUAGCUCAUAUUGUAUGCAAGCUUUCCAUGCUCCGGAUACACUAACGAUGGAUUUCGUACAGCUAUUUUGAGUGACCAUGCUUUUUAAUCAUACCUGUAUACGAAGGAGAUGAUUACAACAACCACCAUACGUAUGAAUUUAUAGACUGUGUCAGACAUAUAGGGAUCAAGAGCCAGGCAGAACCUGCUCCAACCAUUGCUACAUGUUCAAGCUGCAACGCCUGCGAAAGGUCAUGGAGAUCUUCUACCAUAAAACUAUGUUUAUUAUGAAGUCGGACACUAUUUUAGUGACAGUGUGAUAAGGAGUGCCUUAGUCAUGGACAGAGAAGCAAUAAUUGAGGUGAAACUAGCAUAAUGUUCAGAAAAGACUAUGCUAUGAUGAGAACGUCGUGGGUGAAUAUUGUGCGACUCCAAACGGAAUAACUUUUUGUGAUUGCGUUGCAUCUGAAAAACUGAUUACCUUAUGUCUGCUUUUUUAUGUUUGCCUAAGGACAAAGCAACAAACUAUUAAUCUCACGGAUUUCUAACCGCUAUUCUUGUUUAUUUGAUACAGUGUAUUUAAUUCUACUGUAUAAUGAACAGGAGUUGACGUAUACAACAAUCGACUUCACAUGUUCAGACUUACUCAGUCUACAGGGUAAGUGCUCAUAGUCUUUCACACUGCUCAAACUACUCAAUAAAACGGUGUUGAAUGUCAGUUGAUGGAAUUUAAACAUACCAUCCACAAUCACCAAGCAAAUCCCUCAUGUAUCAUGUUGCCGUUUAUUUAGCAAAGAACAGAUACACAUCUAUGUAUCUGUUGAGUGGAUAAAGCCACAUGAGUGGACAGGACGUUACCAGACUUAUUUAUCAAAGUACAUCUAAAAUUUAUCCUCAUUCAGCUCCAAAGUUUCUAGUCAACGUGGCUAUUUGGACUCCUAACAGUUACAAAUCACUCUAAAUUUCCUUUCUUCCUACCUCUUGCCGAUUGUAAAAUUCCAUCUGCUCAAUAUGUUCGUGAUUUCAACGUUUUAGAUUCCAUGAACUUUAUCACCCUGUUUCUGCAAGUGAUUUCCGAUUGCCACACACGAUCUCUGUCAUUUGUUUCUAGAUUCAAAAGAUUAUGGAUCUAAUGAGUGGGGCUACCAAUCACACUGAUACAUUCAUAUCCUUAUUGAAGCACUGGUUGACGAGAUGAUCCUGAAAGACGACUGCUCCUCCAGCUUCUUAUUUACUCUCAGGGUCUGACCUGGCAUCACUGUAUGAUGGACAAAGAUGUUACAUCUUAUAUCAACAUAUCCACAUGUCAACAAGGCGACCAAACAAAAGACAAAGAAAUGGAGAUGAUGCAAGCAAAAUUCAUGAAGAGAUAGAAGUGAGGAAGUAUAAGGGAUGAAGCAAAUUAAGAAAUAUGGAAUGACGAUUAGAAUUAAGAUAAAGAAUGGAUGCAUUCACAUUGGUGUGACUGGUUCUGAGUCACAUAAUCUACAGUCUUUCAAUACAGUUUUCGGGUGUCACGAACAUCAAAAGGGAGAUCGUCGUUCCCCUAAAUUCGCAGACCAUCAGUGAGAUAAUUCCUGAAUUGAUGGCAUGUUACUGCCUGACUGCUCUAGCCUAGCCCUAUUUCUGCUAACAUGAUGCAUCACGACAAAGGAAUACAUGACAUGCUUACCGAACAUAUGCUUCAAAUAUCUCGAUAAAUAAGAUUCACAACCUUAUCUACCGUGUAAUCUCUCUUACCCAAGACCAUAGUUUAACACAGAUUACUAACGUGGUGAUUCUAGGACACACCCAAACCAAUGACCUAAACUGUUUCAGUCGACUAUGGAAAUGAUUUUGCGUCAUCUACCUGAAAAAACCUCAAUGUCUGACAUUCCUUUUCGCAUGCAAAAGUUUACGUGACUUGUUGAAACCUUCUAUUCAGUGGCUACAUUCUACGCACAUUGGAUUGCACUUCAACUGAACUUAUUGUGGUUCAUUUCUAGGCUCAUAAACUCUUUGACCAUCAAUUCUCCAAAUUGUUCAAAGUGGUUUUUGUUACAUAGUAUCGAUAGUCUUGAGACUGUAAAGCUUAUCGAGAAAAGAAUACUUAUCUAAAUAAGAAUGUUAUUUGUCUCCUCAUCAAUGAAUUUUGAAUAUGACUUUCAAACAAAUUACCUUGUAAAUUUCAUGCAUCUCUUUUCUUAUUUCAGCUCCAUUACAGGGAGAAUAACCAGUAAAGAAGAAUAGUAUAUAUCGUGGGUUCUCAUCAGCUGCUUAAAACCCAAAAAAUGUCAAAAUGUAAACGGUGCGAUGAGAAUUCACAUACUUUUAUCAGGUCGGUAAGAAUUAGAAUGAUAUGGAUCAGCUAUCAUCGAGUAGAUUGUGAGAAGUUUCAGAAAGUUUAGACAUUCAUUAGAUGCAUUGGUGAAUGAAAAUUUUGGAGAGAAAUUAGGAAGUGGAUCGAAUUCAAUAAUAAUUGAACAUGGAAAAUUGCCAUCAAAAAUUUCGUUACUGUAAGAAACUGAACAAUUCACAGAAGCUUUUGUGAUAAACUCCAAAAACGCUGAACUUGGCUACAGCAAAACGUGGGGAUAAAGUUAACACUUCACUUUCUUCCCGAUGAUCGAAGUGAUGCCAUAUUGAAAGUCUGUCAAACAAAGAGUGCAAUGUAACAAUGAAGAAGUGAGCGAACUGAAUUCGCAAUGUAUUGUAUUUGAAUGAUGGAAUCAGUUUGUUGAAGUUCAGCAGGCCUUAUUUCGUCAUUCUUAAUUCACUAGCCAGACAGCAAGAUUUGCGAUCCCGACAGAACUACUGCUCUUCCUGUGGUUAGUGGUGGUCCUCAGUGGGAGGCCCAAUGAUUGGGUAAUAAGUUCCGUCAGUCACAAGUGUGUCUUCCGCUCGACUGAUGAAAAAUUGGUGCUGGUAUACCUGAACACUGAAAACAAAAAUACUGUUCGGAAGAAAUAUAUUAACUUCACACUAAGGACAACCUCCAGCUUUUAUCUGAUAUCCACUUACUCAUAUCAUUGUCUGUUUUGAUAAUGGAACAAUCAUACGUUAUGCCUUACAUUGGCUGUUAUAUUUCACCUAUUCUCAUAGAUUUAUAACUGGAGAGCCUGAAGAAGAAGGCGUUAAAAAUAAUUGUUUACUCAAAUUACUCUUAUUCUGAAUAAUCUAUGAGAGUCUUCCAAUUGCAUAAAAGUAGACAAAACGCAUGAGGAAAAAGGGAUGAAGGCAGAUGGACAUUUUGCAAUUGUUGAAGAGGAUAAAUAGCCACGGAGUCUUCGACACUGAUUUAUCAUGUGGAAUACAACAGUUCGGUGCAUAAUCGACUUUAGUCACCUUUGUUAAGUGUAUUUAUGAAUAUAGAUUCAACCACUAGUUUAUAUUUUGUUUGAAUUAAACAUAGGUAUACUCGAUUUGUACCAACCAAUAAGAUUCUUUUCUUCUUUGGCUCUGAUAACUGUUGAUGCAUUUAUCUAGAAUUCUACACUAUUGUCUCCCUCUAGACUUACCUUACAGUUGACUUUAACAUUCACUCCAUCAUACUUUGAAUGACAUUGAAGUGUGACCCCUAUAACCCGUAGGGAAGUUAACACAGCAUGUUUCACAUACUAUAAUAUUUUAUCAGAUUCGAUAACUGGAUACUUGAUCGAACUUAUAUUUUGCUUUACUUUGUGAGGUCGUUUGGAUUUUUUGAAUUUCUAGCGGCUACUUCAGCACCUUCCUUUUCAACAUCACUAAUUUUUUUUAUCAUUGUCUUUCUUCUCUACCUGUGUUGGUAUUCAUAUUUUCGCUUGUUACCUUUAUUGAAAUGUUGUGCAUAGUAGCGGGCUAACGACAUUUACAGUGAAAUGUUCCUCCUUCCUUCAUUUUAGUCACUACUUUAUAUAGGUGCACUGCGAGUCAUAUUUUCUGUCAUAUCUGUAAUCCCUUGCCCUAUCAGUACAAGACCUGAGAAUCAGAUCAUCAAUCAGUCGGUCGCAUGUGAUCUUAAUCAUGAUGACCUGACCACCAACACUUUUUGGGCCUUGACUUUUCAAUAUAGUUUUCUGAUAAAAAACAUUAUUCACUCAGUACUAGAGCCUGCAUGAACGUUGGGUUCUUGCCAUAUUAUCUGGAUUGACAGAAUGCUUCUUGGACAGGUUUCAUAUGCUGCUGCUGUGUGGAUGGAAACAUAAUAUUUGCAAGCAUUCGUUGAUCCAUUUCUAUCACGGUUACAUGAUCUGGUUCGAAAUCCAGUAAUUUUUAAUAAUUUGGUUUCUCAUAGAUGGUCCUUUAAAAUUACCGUCCUUCAUCAUUUCGUUCUGCAUGUCCAACAGUGGUAAUUCAUGUAGCUCCUUUUUAUUGUGAACUUAACUGAAUCUGUAUGACUGCUUUUGUUUGCAUGAAGUCUUUCGGUAUGGUUGUUCUUCAUUAAUACUAUAGGACCAUAGUCACAUAUCUGCCAAAUUUUAAUUGAUGAAAUCAAUCUUGUCUAACCCUAUCCUUCUUCGUUUGACAUUGGACAUUCACUCGCUGUGAUUUCACAACCUCAUCGAUCGGCUUGCUUGUUUUACCUAGUACCCUUCACCUAACCCCAACAUUGCUCACAUGGUGAUCCCACCAUGCGCAAGCAAUGCUACGAUGAUACCUAUGAUCAUAUCCUCUUCUCCUAACGGUCACAUCACACAGCCAUGUACCAGGACAGAACAACUUAUAGCGUAAUUUACCCGUCCUUGAAUAAACAGCCGAAUAUCUUGACAGACUGCGCCACAGAUGACGGAAAUUGGGAGAUUUCAAAUGCGUGUAGAGAGUGUUGACUGUGUUACUACUACAUAACGUUUAACCAGCCCUACUUAACUUGUGCUCUAGUACCUUCUUAAUCAGUACGUUACCAAACGUGUAGUUACUGUAGCGUCACACACUUCUCCAGAAUCAAUAGCCUAGGGUUCAAAGAGAUUCAACAUUGAUACUGACCUUCAUAGUUUAAUUGGACUUGCUAAGCUGAAGGCACCCGGUCAAGCAUCCUCGCCAUUUGGCACGCUGUUGUGUUACGUUACACUGCUCGUAAUCGACUCUCUAGGCAGUUAGUUGGAACGUAUCGGUAUCUUGGCACGACCUCUCAAAUAUACUGUUCCAUCCGACU
Heterobilharzia americana is the source of this 9025-nucleotide messenger RNA. The record is from the annotation of a GenBank genome assembly. NCBI's taxonomy places the organism in Eukaryota, Metazoa, Platyhelminthes, Trematoda, Strigeidida, Schistosomatidae.